GGUAUUGUUGUUUCUAUGCAAAGUCAGAUCAGAUGUGAAUUAACAGCUGGGCAGUCAGGUCUAACACAGUUCCCAAGAAGUUUGGCCCAUUGCAAACAAGAGGAUUCAAAUCUUUCAGAACUUGAUUACAAUCAAUUAGCAAUGAGUUCUCCCCUGGUGUGUGUCCAAGACUAUGAAGAACAAGCUACCAGAAUUUUGCCUAGAAGUGCACUUGACUAUUACCGUUCAGGUGCAACACGAGAAAUUACACUACAGGAGAACAAAGAUGCUAUUAAAAGAUGGUACAUACGCCCAAGGUUCCUUCGUGACGUGUCAAACCGUAGCAUGCAAACCACUGUAUUGGGUCACAAAGUGAAUGUUCCAUUUGGAGUUGCUCCAACAGCAAUGCAAAGAAUGGCCACUCCAGAAGGUGAAAAUGCUAAUGCAAGAGCUGCAGGCAAAAUUGGCACAGUAUUUACACUCAGUACCAUUUCCACAACCAGCAUUGAAGAAAUUGCUUCUGAAGCCCCUGAUACACUUCGUUUCUUUCAGCUAUACAUAUACAAAGACAGAGAAGUUACAGCCAGCUUGGUAAAAAGAGCAGAGGCUGCUGGAUUCUCUGCACUGGUCUUAACUGUUGAUGCUCCCCAUUUUGGCAUCCGAUUGGCAGAUUUAAGGAACAAGUUCACUCUACCACCUCACUUAGGUAUGGCUAAUUUCCAGACAGGUGAUGAAAAGUCUAAUCGUGUAAACAUCUCAUCUGGAGGUUCUGGAAUUAAUGAGUAUGUUAAAUCCCUCUUUGAUCCCUCACUCACCUGGGAUGAUGUUGCUUGGCUUAAAAGGUUAACAAACCUACCAAUCGUGCUUAAAGGAAUACUCACUGCUGAAGAUGCCUUAUUAGGUCUAAAAGCUGGAGCAAUGGGAAUCUGGGUGUCAAACCAUGGUGCACGUCAAGUGGAUGGAGUGCCACCAUCAAUUGAGGCCUUAUCUGAAAUAGUAAAAGCAGUUGAUGGUAGGUGUGAGGUAUAUGUAGAUGGAGGAUUUUCUGAAGGAACAGAUAUUUUCAAGGCCCUUGCUCUUGGAGCACGCAUGGUAUUUUUAGGACGACCACUUCUCUGGGGCCUUGCAUGUGGUGGAGAGGAAGGAGCUCUCAAUAUCCUCAACAUCUUAAAAGGUGAACUGGAUUCUACAAUGGCUCUCUCCGGGUGUGCAACUAUAAAUGAUAUUACCAAAGAUAUGGUAAUUCGCAAGGACCACUACUCUUGCCUCUGAAGCUGAAUAACCCAUAUUAAAGACAAGUUGCACAAAAUUCUAUAAUUGGUUAGCGGUUGUAUUUUCAAGUUCUGGCCACAACCAGGUUAAUGAUUUAUGCUAGAGUCCUCCUUAGGGACCACCCAUGUAUUUCGUAUACAGUCAUGCACUUGUAACUCCACUGGAAAACAGGAUGUAGAAGUAACCAGAUAUAAGGAACACAAGAUAUCUCUGCAUGCAACAUGUGUAUCUCUUGUACACAAAGUGAUUACUAUUAUAGUCCCAGACAUGUGUGUGUAGAGUACCUACAUAUAAUCAAAAAUAUAUGAGCCUUAACAAUUAUCAUGAAAAGCUAUGACACUAGAUUAUGUAAGCUAUGAAUAGUAAUAUGCCUUUACCUUUACUCCCAAGUUUGUUUCUGUACAUUGUGCAUUGCACCCAGUGGUGUACUUUCUUCCUAAACUCUUAAAUAAGAACUUUACAAUAUUACAGUGCAUAGUUUGCCUCACAGACAACAGCAUUAAAUUUUGUGUGUGCCAAGUCACAAUACUCUCUUUAAAUUACUUAAGAAAAUCUUCCUAUAAAAUGCAUCAUAGCUUCCAUAUGCAUCCAAACCAACUUGUCUAUUUAAUCAGUACAGAAUACACUACAUUAAUUCAUAUAUUUUUGCUAAUAUGUAGGGUGGUGUCCACAUAUCCAAAUUAUAUAGCUUCAUAACUUAUUUCACAGGUUGGAUUGUGGCCAUUAAACAACAUAUAACUGUACUGUAGUCAAAACAAGGUUAAAAGAUAUAAAAUCACAAAGUUCGAUAAUACAGCAAUUAGCAACUUUGAAGAUGAUAUUUUUCCUAAAGAAAUAUCAUUAGAAAGUUUUUUAUUAAAAUAUCAGGGUCAACCUUGG
Molecule: messenger RNA, 2130 nt
Organism: Penaeus chinensis
Lineage: Eukaryota; Metazoa; Arthropoda; Malacostraca; Decapoda; Penaeidae
Gene: Hao
Product: 2-Hydroxyacid oxidase 1-like
Exons: 10
Coding region: 16-1251 (411 amino acids)
Molecular function (GO): FMN binding; oxidoreductase activity
Source: RefSeq, a predicted model, not a curated record